CGCAUCUUCUCUCUCAUUUACCUGAUUAUAUUUUUAUCGCAUUUUUCUCAUAUUUUGUAUUCUACGCAUUUAUAUUUUCUAUAUUACACCAAAGCAAAUCAACCAUGUCUACUCGCAAGCUCAUCGACGUUGUCAUCGCCUCUGCCGUGCGCACCCCCGUGGGCUGCUUCCGCGGAUCCCUGUCAAAGCUCACUGCAUCUGAGCUCGGUGCUGUGGCCAUUCGCGGAGCCAUCGACAAAGCAGCUAUCGAUUCGUCGCACGUGAAAGAGGUGUACAUGGGCAAUGUUCUCCAGGCCAACCAGGGCCAGGCGCCGGCAACGCAGGCGCUGAUCAAGGCAGGUCUUUCCGAGUCGACGCCCGCCACGACCAUCAAUAAGGUCUGCGCCUCGGGCAUGAAGGCCGUCAUGCUGGCGGCGCAAAACAUCCAGGUGGGCGCGCAGCCCGCAAUGAUUGCCGGCGGCAUGGAGAGCAUGAGCAAUGUGCCCUACUACGCGCCACGCGGCAAGGAGUACGGCCACUCAGAGCUCAGUGACGGAAUAAUCAAAGAUGGUCUGUGGGACCCUUACAACAACUUCCAUAUGGGCAACUGCGCAGAAAACACUGCUCGCAAACACAGCAUUACCAGGGAGAUGCAGGAUGCCCACGCCAUCGAAUCGUACAAGCAGGUUGUGCCUGUCGCUAUCAAGGGGCGCAAGGGCGAGCAGAUCGUUUCGAUCGACGAGGAGUUCACCAACGUCAAGUUCGACAAGAUCGCUUCGCUGCGCCCGGUUUUUGAGAAGACCGGCACGGUCACCGCUGCCAAUUCCAGCACGCUCAACGAUGGUGCCAGCGCGCUGCUGCUGAUGGCUGCCGACAGAGCGUCGGAGCUCGGCGUCAAGCCCCUGGCCCGCAUCGUGUCAUAUGCCGAUGCGGCGACCCUGCCCAUUGAUUUCCCCAUUGCCCCGUCGCUGGCC
Kickxella alabastrina is the source of this 953-nucleotide messenger RNA. RefSeq names its product thiolase. NCBI's taxonomy places the organism in Eukaryota, Fungi, Kickxellomycota, Kickxellomycetes, Kickxellales, Kickxellaceae. The transcript is spliced from 3 exons. The annotation marks the transcript as partial. The record is from RefSeq and is a predicted model, not a curated record. Gene Ontology annotation, molecular function: acetyl-CoA C-acetyltransferase activity. Gene Ontology annotation, biological process: fatty acid beta-oxidation.